Messenger RNA from Pocillopora meandrina, 438 nucleotides. NCBI's taxonomy places the organism in Eukaryota, Metazoa, Cnidaria, Anthozoa, Scleractinia, Pocilloporidae. The record is from the annotation of a GenBank genome assembly.
AUGAACACCAGGAUGUCCUCUUGGCAGCCCACACCAAAGCCGUCCAAGAAGAACUGGAAAAAAAAUAGAGCUGAAGCUAGAAAACUUGCAUUUCUAGAGAUGAACAAAGAAGACACUUAUGAGAAUGCAGUAGCUGAAAUACCAGUAACCUUUGAAGGCACUUGGUCAAGGCAAGGCUAUUCUGCCAAUCACUGCACAAGCUUUGUAAUAUUGGCAGCUUCUGGUAAAGUGCUUGACUUUGAAGUUAUUUCUGAAGUCUGCAAUCAAUGUAACCAGAAGAAGGUAAGUUGUUCACAAGAGGAGUUUGAGGAGUGGUUACAGACUCAUGACUGUCAAGGUAGCUAUGGUGGCUCAAGCUCAAGUAUGGAAAUGGAGUGCGCCAAGCAAUUAUGGCGAAGAAGUGCACAGUAUUGCCUAAUGUACACCCCCGUUGAUUGA